This is a messenger RNA of Theobroma cacao (cacao), 1607 nucleotides long. It is a transcript of the gene SR34A, whose product is annotated as SER/ARG-rich protein 34A. Gene Ontology annotation, molecular function: mRNA binding. Gene Ontology annotation, cellular component: nucleus; cytoplasm. Lineage: Eukaryota; Viridiplantae; Streptophyta; Magnoliopsida; Malvales; Malvaceae. The record is from RefSeq and is a predicted model, not a curated record.
UGGGCUUUAGCUACACCCACCAUAAGAUUCGCGGACUUGAAUUUCAGACUUUGAGUAGGAAGAAAAGGAACGAACCCUAGCUAGUUAGCUAGGCAGAUUUGACCAGGUUCGAGCACCAAGCUCCAUCAAGCUCCGGUUUUAUUCCGCCUAGGAGACGUUAAUUUACUCUCAUCGGGUCCGCUCCGCUCCUCCCAGCUCUCAAUUCUUCGAUGUCAAGCGCUUGGACAAAUAAGAGCUUUGCAAUGAUACAUAGUGGGUAUAGAAAGGGAGUGGGAGAAUCAGGGUGGAGUUUUGGGUAUUGGUUUUUUUUAUAAUUGGAGAUUGUUGUUGCUACUUUCUGAAGCUCUGGCAAAAUGUUCAUGGGAGGAUGAGGAGACCAAAUUAAAUUUCAAAUUUUGUAAUAGCUUGUUGGAGCAUCUUUGGAGCAAAUGAGCAAUGGAGCCUGUGGAGUACCGCUCACAAUUGGAGGAAUUGCUCAGUUGUGAGAUAUUUGUCAUUUUUUUCUGGUAUUGGAAAUGAGUGGUCACUUCUCUCGCACAAUCUAUGUUGGCAACCUACCCUCUGAUAUUAAAGAAUGGGAGGUUGAAGAUCUGUUCUACAAGUAUGGUCGUAUUUUGGAUAUCGAAUUGAAGAUUCCACCACGCCCUCCAUGUUAUUGUUUUGUGGAGUUUGAGAAUUCCCGGGAUGCUGAAGAUGCAAUCAGGGGUCGAGAUGGUUAUAACUUUGAUGGUUGUCGUUUGAGGGUUGAGCUUGCUCAUGGUGGUAGAGGACAAUCCUCCAGUGAUCGUCGGGGUGGGUACGAUGGGGGUAAAGCUAAGUUUGGCAUCUCACGCCAUUCUGAAUAUCGAGUUAUUGUUCGUGGGCUCCCUUCUUCUGCCUCCUGGCAAGAUUUGAAGGAUCACAUGCGAAAAGCUGGCGAUGUGUGUUUUGCUGAAAUUUCGCGUGACAGUGAUGGGACAUUUGGUAUUGUUGAUUAUACCAAUUAUGAUGACAUGAAAUAUGCUGUCCGUAAACUUGAUGAUACUGAGUUUAGAAAUCCCUGGGCAAGAGCUUAUAUUCGGGUGAAGAGAUAUGAGGGCAGUCCAUCCAGGAGUCAAAGUCGAAGCCGCAGCAGAAGCCGGAGCGUUAGAAGAGACCGGAGUAAAUCACGGGAACGAUCUCUGUCCAAAUCACCAGUUAAGUCCAGAUCUGCAUCUCCUGUUAAGUCAUCCAGAGCAAGAUCAAGAUCAAGGUCAAGGUCAGGAUCACCGGAUAAGGCACGAUCGGUUAGCCACUGAUGCUCAUACAGUAAAAGUAAGAAGGCCAGCGUUGCUUGCAUGAAUGGAGUUUACGGGGAAAGUUUUGUUGCAUGUCUGAGCAGAGUAUUACCGGAUACUGUCUUUGGGGACAACCUAGGGAUUAGCCGUGUUUGUUGGUAAUGACGCGUUAAUUUGUGUACACUGGUGGAUGAACUGAGCUUAAUCAUUUUCUCAUUUUGAUAGUAUAACAUUUUUCUUUAAAAUUUUAAUUUACUGAUCUUGCUCCGUCUUGUGACCCUUUAGCAAUCAUGUAAGACUGCACUUUGUUGGUGUUUUCUUUGGUUAUUAAUUUAUAAUUAUAUUCACGAA